Monopterus albus (swamp eel) is the source of this 4603-nucleotide messenger RNA. It is a transcript of the gene aqr, whose product is annotated as aquarius intron-binding spliceosomal factor. NCBI's taxonomy places the organism in Eukaryota, Metazoa, Chordata, Actinopteri, Synbranchiformes, Synbranchidae. The record is from RefSeq and is a predicted model, not a curated record. The coding region runs from base 181 to 4404 and encodes 1407 amino acids. Gene Ontology annotation, biological process: mRNA splicing, via spliceosome. Gene Ontology annotation, molecular function: mRNA binding; helicase activity. Gene Ontology annotation, cellular component: catalytic step 2 spliceosome. The transcript is spliced from 35 exons.
ACAGAAAUUAUGCCGUCUAGCCUGGGGACGGUUUUAGGGACGUACCAGGAAGACGUUCAGGAAGUUUGGCGCACAUAACACGUUUUGAUUGUGUACAUGCCUGAUAAAAAAGUCCAACUGCACGCUACUACGGCUGGAAUAAAAUUAAAGUCGCCAUUGUAGCUGCUUGAGACGACCACUAUGGAGAAAGAAACCCCCGCUAAAAAGGCGGCAGCGCCCUCUGUGUCGCAGAUUAAUGCAGAAUAUGUCACACAGUUGGCAAAUCAAUAUUGGGCUCCCCAUGCAAAGAAUAAACUGCCCUUUGACCCUAAGGUGAUGGAAGAUAUUUAUGAAAAAGAGAUUCUCAUGUCCAAAUUUGCCAUCAGAAAAAUUAUGCUGCUUGAAUUCAGCCAGUACCUUGAAAACUACUUGUGGGUGAACUACACUCCUGAGGUGUCCAGCAGUGCCUACGUCAUGUCCAUUUGUUGCAUUGUCAAUGAGAAGUUCAGAGAGAAUGUCCCAGCAUGGGAGGUAUUCAAGAAGGAGCCCAGUCAUUUUCCAUUCUUCUUUAAAUGUGUGAUGGAUGCUGUGUUGGCAAGUGAGGAGUCUGGCCUCACUCUGAAGGAGCAAACUAUACUGCUGGUCUUCCUAGACCACUGCUUCAACAGUCUGGAGGUAGAUUUGAUCAGAGAACAAGUGCAGCAGCUCAUCUCUCUGCCUAUGUGGAUGUGUCUCCUACCAUCCAGGCUCCAACAAGAGCUGAAGAACGUUCCAAAGCUGCAAAAGUUCUGGAAUCUAAUCAAGAAGAAAUUUGAUAAGAUGGAUGCUAACGCAGCUGAACAGGCAAAAAAAGAGAGGACCUUCCUCUCAGCUCUCAUUAAAAAGUUUAUUGGAGUCCUCAUGUCAAUUCCGCCCUCAGGGCCUGCAUCCAUGGACAGGGUGCAUUACUGUGAGCGAUUCAUUGAACUCAUGAUUGAUUUGGAGGCCCUGCUGCCCACCAGGCGUUGGUUUAAUACAGUGCUGGAUGAUUCUCACUUGGUGGUCAGCUGCCACCUGUCCAGCCUCACCCAGAGAGAGAAGGAGGGACACCUCUUCUGCCAGUUAUUGGACAUGCUAAAGUUCUACACAGGUUUUGAGAUCAAUGACCAGACAGGAGUCGCCCUGACGGAGAAAGAGAUGACUACCCUGCACUAUGACAGAAUUACCUCCCUGCAGAGGGCAGCCUUUGCUCAUUUUCCAGAGUUGCAUGACUUUGCUCUGUCUAACGUAGCAGCGGUAGACACUAGAGAAUCCUUGACGAAACACUUUGGACAUCUCAGUCCCAGUGCACUUCACCGGGUGGCCUCAUACUUGUGUCUCCUGCCAGAGCUGCCUGAAGGGCAAGACACCACCUAUGAGAAACAAGUUCUCCUUGAGCUUCUGGUGUCCCGUCAUGAGCGCAGAAUCUCUCAGAUUGAGCAACUUAACCAGAUGCCCCUUUAUCCAACAGAGAAAAUAAUCUGGGAUGAGAACAUCGUCCCGACAGAGUACUACUCAGGGGAAGGCUGCCUGGCACUGCCUAAGCUAAAUCUCCAGUUUCUGACCCUCCACGACUACCUGUUGAGGAACUUUAACCUCUUUCGUCUAGAGUCCACCUAUGAGAUCAGACAGGACAUAGAGGACGUGGUGUGGCGUAUGAAACCUUGGCAGUCAGAGUACGGUGGAGUUGUGUUUGGAGGCUGGGCUAGAAUGGCUCAGCCGAUCACCACUUUUUCCAUAGUAGAAGUUGCCAAGCCCAAGAUUGGAGAGAGCUGGCCUGCUCGUGUCCGAGCCGAUGUUACUAUUAACCUAAAUGUACAAGACCAUAUCAAGCACGAGUGGGAAGGGCUGCGGAAGCACGACGUUUGCUUUCUGAUCACGGUGUGCCCCAACCUGCCCUACGGCACACGCUUCGACCGACGCCAGCCCUUUGUGGAGCAAACUGGGCUGGUGUACGUGAGAGGCUGUGAGGUGCAGGGUAUGCUGGAUGACAAAGGACGCGUCAUUGAGGAAGGACCUGAACCGAGGCCUAAGCUACGAGGAGAUGCCAGAACAUUCCGCGUUUGGCUGGACCCAAACCAGUAUCAACAGGACAUGACCAGCAAUAUUCAGAGUGGCAGUGAAGACCCAUAUGAGACUUUCAACGUCAUCAUGAGACGCAAACCCAAAGAGAAUAAUUUCAAGGCAGUGCUAGAGACCAUCAGAAACCUGAUGAACACAGUGUGUGUUGUCCCAGACUGGCUUCAUGACAUUAUCUUAGGCUAUGGUGAUCCCGGCAGUGCCCACUAUUCCAAAAUGCCCAAUCAGAUCUCCACGUUGGACUUCAAUGAUACCUUUCUGUCCCUGGACCACUUACGUUCAUGCUUCCCUGGUUAUACCAUAAAGGUCACUGAGGAGGACUCUGAACUGCAAGUGCCCCCUUUCAGAAUCAAGUUUCCCAUCUCAAACAAAACAAACAAGGGAAAGAAGAGAAAGGCUGAUGAAGAAGUGGAAGACAAAGAGGAGGGCAUGACCUUGGUUGUUGAGCCCUAUGUUACCCCCAACCGUGGGCCAUAUCCGUACAACCAGCCCAAAAGGAAUACAAUUCAGUUCACUCCUACUCAGAUUGAAGCCAUUCGAGCUGGGAUGCAGCCAGGACUCACUAUGGUGGUAGGUCCACCAGGUACUGGAAAGACAGAUGUUGCCGUCCAAAUCAUCUCAAACCUUUAUCACAACUUUCCUGAGCAGAGGACCCUCAUAGUGACACACUCAAAUCAGGCUCUGAACCAGCUGUUUGAAAAGAUCAUGGCUUUAGACAUCGACGAGCGCCACCUCCUGCGUCUGGGCCAUGGAGAGGAGGAGUUGGAGACUGAGAAAGACUUCAGCAGAUAUGGCAGGGUAAACUAUGUCUUAGCCAGAAGGCUGGAGCUCCUCAGAGAGGUGGAGAGGUUACAGGGGAGCCUGGAUGUCCCUGGAGAUGUUUGUUAUACCUGUGAGACUGCUGGACACUUCUACCUCUAUCAGGUGAUAUCUCGCUGGGAAGAGUACAUGAGCAAAGUUGGGCCUAAGCAGGGCAGGAAAGUGGAGGUGGCGGCUGUAGCUACACACUACAAGUACUUCUCCAACGCCCCCCAGCCUGUGUUCAAGGGACGGUCUUAUGAAGAGGACAUGGACAUUGCAGAGGGCUGCUACCGCCACAUCAAGAAAAUAUUUACCCAACUGGAGGAAUUUAGGGCCUUUGAGCUGCUGAGAAGUGGCCUGGACCGCUCCAAGUAUCUGCUAGUGAAGGAAGCCAAAAUCAUUGCUAUGACCUGUACACACGCUGCACUCAAACGUCACGACCUGGUGGAACUGGGAUUUAAGUAUGACAACAUCCUGAUGGAAGAAGCUGCUCAGAUUUUGGAGAUUGAGACCUUCAUCCCUCUGUUGUUACAGAACCCGGAGGAUGGCUACAGCAGGCUGAAGCGUUGGAUCAUGAUUGGAGACCAUCACCAGCUGCCUCCGGUUAUUAAGAACAUGGCCUUCCAGAAGUACUCCAACAUGGAGCAGUCUCUCUUCACCCGAUUUGUGCGUCUAGGAGUGCCCACCAUAGAUCUGGAUGCACAGGGCCGUGCACGAGCAAGCCUGUGUAACCUGUACAACUGGCGCUACAAACACCUGGGGAACCUGCCUCAUGUCCAGCAACUGCCAGAGUUCCAGGUGCCCAACCCUGGCCUAACAUUUGACUUCCAGCUAAUUAAUGUGGAAGACUUCAAUGGAGUGGGAGAAUCUGAGCCCAAUCCUUACUUUUACCAGGUGACAACAGUGGACAGGUUCCAGGGUCAGCAGAACGACUACAUCAUCCUGUCACUGGUCCGCACCAAAGCUGUGGGACACCUGAGAGAUGUGAGGCGUCUGGUGGUGGCCAUGUCGAGAGCCAGACUGGGUUUGUACAUCUUUGCCCGGGUGUCGCUGUUCCAGAACUGCUUUGAGCUGACUCCUGCCUUCAACCAACUCACUGCCAGACCACUGCAGCUGCACAUCAGGCCACAUGAGUACUACAGCCAGGAACAGCCCAGAGAUGCCUCUGGACAACAAGACCAAAUUGUUAAGGACAUGCCUGAGAUGGCCACCCUGGUGUAUAAUAUGUACAUGCACAUGAUGCAGACCUCUCUGAAGUACAGACAGCAGCAAGAACAGAAACUGGCUCUGCCUCCACAACAAACCAAGACAGAUAAUGCGGUUGAGAAAGUGCCAGCUAGCUGUGGGGAAUCGCAGGAAGAAACCCCCAUGGAGCAGGAAAACCCAGGAGGAGAGGGAAGCUCAGAGGCCACCUUGGACAGCACCAGUGAGAAGGAGGAAACAGUGGAUCACUCUAAGAUGCCAGAGCACCCCGGUAGAGACAGUGACAGCGAUGGGGAGGAUAGCGGGGAGGAGCCAGAGCAAUAGUGCAUCCUCAUCUGGGACUAGUGCCUAAUUCAAGCUUUAGUUUUGGAGGUGGCCAAGGACUGUCCCUUAAGAAAAGCUUAGUGUGGACUCAGUGAUAUUGUAUUUGUUUUCUACUGAAGAGAUAACGUGUUAUUCAUUUUUCUUGUCUUGAACAUUUGAUUUUGUAACCUCAAAUCUUUUAAAAAAGUGAAAUAUUUCA